Molecule: messenger RNA, 675 nt
Organism: Ixodes scapularis (black-legged tick)
Lineage: Eukaryota; Metazoa; Arthropoda; Arachnida; Ixodida; Ixodidae
Product: Down syndrome cell adhesion molecule-like protein Dscam2
Exons: 4
Coding region: 1-675 (224 amino acids)
Biological process (GO): dendrite self-avoidance; axon guidance; homophilic cell-cell adhesion
Cellular component (GO): plasma membrane; axon
Molecular function (GO): cell-cell adhesion mediator activity
Source: RefSeq, a predicted model, not a curated record
AUGAAGUGGAGUGUUGUUCUAGCAAUUGCGCUAGCAAUUCUGUACAACACAUCGAGCGUAUACACUAUAGUGUCGGCGGAAGUUCCAAGGUUGCAGCCCUUUGCCUUCCCAUCGGACGUUAAACCUGGAUCCCGCGUAUCCACGUUCUGCUUGACUUCGUCCGGUGGAAGCGAGGUGGCACUGUCCUGGCUGAAGGACGGCAGGGACGUCGGCGACACGAAGAACGUUUUUGUCGAAACGAACAAGGGUCUCUCCACCAUCCUCAUCGACCCGGUGGAUAUUUCCAAUGCCGGAAAUUACACGUGCAUCGCCAAGAACCGAGCUGGUUUUGAUAGCUUCACGGCCAUCCUGGACGUUGAAGAGCCUCAUUCUCGGGGGAAAAAUGCCGAAGAUGUUUGGGUAAACCUCGGCGAACGAGCCGUUAUCCAGUGCCUCACUACUGGAUCCCCGGCAUUCAAGAUCACAUGGAAGAAACAGCGAAAAGGGGACAAAGCCCGGUGGAAAGAACUGGAAUCUUCGAACCUCCUCAAAGUAUACGAAAAUGGAACACUCGUUUUCGAGGAAGUAUCUACGGCCGAUGAAGGACAUUACUCCUGCAAGGCCGACAAUGGCGUGGCACCUCCGACCACGCUCGCAUUUUUCAUCGCGGUGAACGGUGGUAAGAGAAAUAGUUGA